Messenger RNA from Microstroma glucosiphilum, 3900 nucleotides. RefSeq lists its product as hypothetical. The record is from RefSeq and is a predicted model, not a curated record. The coding region runs from base 86 to 3757 and encodes 1223 amino acids. Gene Ontology annotation, cellular component: nucleus. Gene Ontology annotation, molecular function: ATP binding; DNA translocase activity; ATP-dependent chromatin remodeler activity. The transcript has 2 exons. Lineage: Eukaryota; Fungi; Basidiomycota; Exobasidiomycetes; Microstromatales; Microstromataceae. Gene Ontology annotation, biological process: reciprocal meiotic recombination; double-strand break repair via homologous recombination.
AGCAUACCUUGCCAAUUGAAACAUCCUUCAUCACCUGAGCUGAUCGUCGACCGAGAGGCCUCACUCAGGCUUUCUCUCGCGCUCAAUGUACCGCAGCGGCGGAAGAGGGACAUUCAAGCCUCCGUCCUUCUUACAGCGGACUGACAGUGCUGGUAGUGCAUCAGCGGGGCCCUCUGCACCUCGGUAUGCUUCAGGUGAGACGCCAGACCGCCCUGUGGCACCCCUGAAGAGGCAGUCCACCACCUCAACCAUCUAUGAUAGAGGCGAAGUUGGCGAAGUGGACGAUGAGACCCGGACAUCGACAAAUCUCACCCCUCAGCGAGGGCAAGCCAUCAGCGCCCAGACGCCACCCAUGUCCCGCCUCUCCUCACUCACACGGCAGAGCGGCGGUAGCACGGCCCCGCAAACGCAUAGAAGCCCAGCAAGUGGAUCUUCUGAAAGCGAGGAGUACUACAUGUGCACUUGGAGGAAGCCUCAGGGGCGCAAGCAUAAGACAUGGGACGGUGACGCCGUGCUGAUCGUUAAUCGAGCUCAGGGGACCUGCAAGCUCAAGUGCCAAGAAAGUGGAAGGGAGCUUGGAUUCAGCAAUAAGAUCGUAGCUGAAGACUUGGGCGGAGGCGAAGAGCUCACUGUGGGAGGCAAGGAGAUCGAGAUCGACCGUCAGAUCUCCCAUCGAGAGUAUUUGUCCGGUAUCCCUGGCCAGCCAAUCUAUCCUCCCAAGAAAGUCAAGGCCAAGCAAGCUGAUUCGCGUGCGAUCUCCGUCCAGUCUACUACGCCUGCUUCGUCACGUGCGCAAGGGCUUCUUGCAGCCGCGCCUUCGGCCUCCUUCUACAGCAAGCCUCUUCCUCAGCCACGGUCGAAGCAGAAUACCGAACGGCUCUCCCCCGAGGUGGGACGUGCUCUGCAAGAGGAGUCGAGCCCCAAGAAGGCAUCCUCAAGCUCUAGCAAGAGUGCUGCAACAGCCGUCCAGCCUCGACCCCACGGUCUCUUCAAUCCAGAGACUCAGCCCGAGCCACGCUACGACCCGAACGCUUCUGGAGCAAUCGUAUUGAAGCGACCUGACGCAGAUCACCAAAAGAAGUACAACCGCAGAAAUCUUCCCAUCGUCGAUGUCGUCGUCAAUCCGAUCCUGUCGGAAGCUUUACGCCCCCAUCAAGUUGAAGGCGUCAAGUUUCUCUACGAAAGAGUCACUGGCAUCACCGAUGUCAAUGGUCAGAAAGGCGCCAUCCUGGCUGACGAGAUGGGACUGGGUAAGACACUACAGACGAUUACCCUCAUCGAGACGCUUCUGCGCCAGAGCCCUUAUUACACAUCCAAGCCUUGCGUCAUUGAAAAGGCUCUCGUUGUUUGUCCCCUGUCGCUCGUCAAGAAUUGGAAGCGGGAGUUCCGCAAGUGGCUAGGCCCAACGACGAUUGGCGUGGUCGCUGUCGACGGCUCCAAGAGUAAGGAAGCCACGCAGCGCUUUGUCACCUCAAGGCGAGAUCAAGUGCUCAUCAUAGGCUACGAGAAAUUGCGGACCUGCAUCGACAUUCUGUCGACUGCUCAGCCGCAGAUCGGGCUGAUUGUCUGUGAUGAGGGACACCGUCUGAAGUCGAAAGACACGAAGACGAACAAGAUCUUCGCACAGCUCUCUACAAGUCGGAGAAUCAUUCUGACCGGUACACCAAUUCAGAACGACUUGUCGGAGCUCUACGCCAUGAUCGACUUCGUCUGCCCUGGCUUGCUGGGAAGCUACAACUCCUUCAAGGCGAUCUUCGAGGAUCCCAUCCUCAAGAGUCGAGUGCAGCAUUGCUCGAAGGAGGUGCGAGACUUAGGUGCACAACGCAGCCUCACGCUCUCCACAGUGACGCAGCUCGUCGUCAUCCGCCGGACAGCAGACAUCCUCGAUGGCUUCCUACUGCCCAAGAAUGAGACGGUCAUCUUCUGCAGUCCAUCGAAGCUACAGCUUGAGCUCUAUCGACGAGUGCUCAAGUCGACGGAAGUGAGGGCAUUAACCAGUGGGAGCGCUGGAGGAUCAGCUCUUCCCCUUAUCACGAUGCUUCGACAGAUCUGUGACUCUCCUGAGCUUCUGCUGAAAGAAGGCAUGGCGUCUGGCAGCAGCAACGGCACUUUAGCCGGCGACCUGCUGAGCGAUGCUCGUCACCUCUUCCCGUCGAGGAAAGUCACCGGAGACGAGAGUCUAAGUGGGAAGCUGACUGUCAUCAGUCGGAUGCUAAAAAAGAUCAAGUCGACGACGGAUGACAAGGUCGUCUUAGUCUCCACCUUCACCUCGACAUUGGAUGUGCUGGAGGCAUUCUGCAAGAAGCUUAGGUACCCGUAUGUACGUCUCGAUGGUCAGACGAAGCAGGAUGACCGCCUAGACAUUGUCAACACCUUCAACCGUUCGCCAGUCAGAUCAUCCUUCGUCUUCCUUCUUUCUACCCGGGCAGGCGGUGUGGGUCUGAAUCUGAUCGGAGCCAACCGUCUCUUCCUUCUCGAACCAGAAUGGAAUCCGGCUCUAGAUCAACAAGCGAUGGCCCGUAUCCACCGCGAUGGUCAGCAGAAGCACUGCUUCAUCUACAGGAUGAUGCUGAGCGGAACAAUGGACGAGAAGAUCUUCCAGAGGCAGAUCACAAAGCUUGGCUUGUCCGAUACUCUCAUGAACACUUCUUCGAGCAAGGACAAGAAGAAUGUCGGUCGUGGUGGCGAUUCGGGCAAGAGGGGUAAAGGAGGAGAUUCCUUCUCGCAGGAAGAGCUCAAGGAUAUCUUCACAUUGCACGAAGACACGCCUUGUCUGUGUCACGAUCUGCUCAUCUGCACAUGCGGUGGUAAGGGUGUGCUCAUUGGCGAAGGAGAGCAAGGAGGUGAGGGCGAUGGAGAGCACAGCUCGGACGAGGAUUCUCCGCCGCCCCCGUCUUUCAUCCCUGCCUCCAUGCAACAAGCUACGCGCGAUGUCCAGCUCGCAAGGGAAGCCCGCUCCCGUCUCGCCGGUCUGGCCGACUGGCGACACGUGGACCUGACGGAUCCCGCCUCCUUCACCCCUCUCAACGACGAGAUUAUAAAUGCCGUCGUGUCCGCCCAGGCUCCCAUGCAGGGGGUUUCAUCCGCCGUCAAGCAAGGCAGCAAUGCUCUGCCAGGCGGACUCGACGAUGACGAAGAGGAAGACUUGAUCUCCCCAACCCCCGAGGAGACAGAUGAUGAUGCUUCACACAAGGGCAAGUCGCUCCUAGAGCUGGCAGACUUGGAUGUGCUUGAAGCGUCUGUUGCCCGAGAUGCUCGCAAAGCCGCUGCUGCAGCAGCUGCUCUCAAGCGUCGGCAGGAAGAGGAGCGCGAGCGGGAGCGCGAGAUGGCGAUGGACAGCGGUCGGCGCUACUAUGCCGGUGGGCGUGCAGCUGGGUGGGACAUUGGUCUCUUCGAAGGUGGGAGCGUACUGUAUGCCUUUACGAAGACUUCUGGAGCUACCAACACUGGGCUCGAGGAAGAUGAAGAGGACGAGGAGGAAGGGGAGUCUAGGAUUACUCCUGUCCUUGAGCAGGAAGAAGAGGUUGGAUCUGCAAAGGCUACUGAGGCGGAUGAAGGUAGUCAGGAGGUCCUAGCUGCCGGUAAGGGCAAGGGGAAGAGAAAGAGGAGUGCUCGCUCUUCGGCUCGAUUGCUGGAUAGUGAAGAAGAAGAAGAUGCGGAGGAGGAAGACAAGGAGGAGGAGGAGGAGGAGGAGGAGGAGGAGGAGGAGGACAACGAUUCGAUCAUGGAUCUUCUAGACGCCGAAGAGGAGGAGUGAAGAUCGUCGCAGCAGAGCAUCUGCAAUUCAGUCACCAUGUCACACAUCUCACUAGGACCGUCAUUCACCACAUACGCAUACGCUGCAUACUAGAAGCGUAGUGCCCUUUGUCGAAUCCAGCAAUAGCAAUAUGUCAUUGGCAA